AUUAAGCGCUUAUUUAAUUUACCUUUUCAGAUGUCACUCCUCAUGCUUCCUACUGAAAGGCAUUAUCCAGCAAAGGCUGCGUAUAGGGGAGGGAGCAUUAUGAGUACAAUAAUAGCAAAGUUCACGACAUUUGACUUGUUGGAACGAGCGAAACAGUCACCAUUCAAGCAAUUCUUCUUAGCUCCGCCUCUACAAUAUUCUGGAGUUAUUAUUCACCAGUUACUGCUUAGGAGAGUUGUUGGUAGAGGAAAGAACGAAUACUGCUUGAAUUUUAAUAUUUGUGGUCAGAAUACAAGGUUUGGAAUUAGUGAAUUUGGUUUGAUCACUGGAUUGAAUUGUGGAAUUUCUCCGGAUCAGGCAAAGUAUAAAGAAAUGACCAAGAGUAAAAGACUUCUCCAGACAUACUUGAACAAUAAAGAAUGUUUGUCUUCUGAAGAGUUGGAAGAUGGAUUCAAAAGGUGCGAUGUGAAAGAAGACGUAUGGAAAUUAGGUCUAUGUUUUUUGGUAGACUCUCUUUUAUUACCUAGUGAACCAAAGAUGAAAUGCUUUAUUGAUGUCCUUUCCAUGGUGGAAAAUGAAGAUGACUUCUUCAACUAUCCUUGGGGGAGAUUAUCAUACGAGAAGACAUUAUUCGGCUUGGCAAAAGAUAUGGAAAGGCUAAGGAAUAAAUACUUGAAGAAUGUUGAGCAAAAGAGAAAAAGACCAGCACCUCAGUACACAAUUUAUGGUUAUGCCAUUGCUCUGCAAUAUUGGGCCUAUGAAAUUUUCACAAAGUUCUCUGCAUUUGCUGAUCAACAACCCCUGGCCUUUCCAAGAAUGCUUAGCUGGUCAGCGCAUAAAAUGCUAAAAGAGAAAGAUAUUGAAGGUGUAUUUAAGAAAAAAAGUAAUCUUGUGAAGGCCACGCUCAAUCCAAGACCCGAAGAGAAAGAAUUUCAUGACUCUAUUAUUCAAGGACCAGAUGAACUACUCAUGGGACGUGUUAUUAGCUUUGUAGACGAUGAUGUGGAAUUGGAGUUUGAAAGGGAAGAACGUGAGGAAUCUCCCACAAAGCCCGAUGUAGCAGAUGGGCAUCGUCACGAGCAAGACAAGAAAGAGAUACCAACUCCAAUUAACACCCACCAUGAAAAGUUGUUAGCUGAUAUUGACACUUUGAAAAGUAACCAACAAAGAAUGGAGGAGAAGUUGGAUUAUCUAAUUGAAUUAGUGCUCUCGCAACGUAAAGGUAGUGAUUCUGAGGAUUCAUUAUCAGAUGAGCAUCUUGCUUCACCACACCAUACAUUUAUUAUGGAGCACGUUGUUGGAGAAGAUAGCCCUAGCUGUAAGGUGGUAUCUCCUGGAGAUAUGGCUGGGGUGGAAUUCAAGAGAAGGAGGGUUCCAACGAAAAGAAUUUUUGGUUCCGAGUUUACUGAUCCAACUAAGAAGAAAAAGAAAGCAAAGACAAUUGUAACUGAUCCUUGUGAAAUUAAUCCCCUACAGCCAUAUGACGAAAAGCAAAUGAGACGUUUUAAGAAAUGGGUAAUUGGUUUAAAAAAGAAUGAUAAGCCUAUUUCUCUCUUGGCUGGUUUGUGCACUGCGAAAUGGUUUAUUCAGCUACUUACACCACGUACAUGGCUGGACGGACUGGUGUGA
Molecule: messenger RNA, 1629 nt
Organism: Humulus lupulus (European hop)
Lineage: Eukaryota; Viridiplantae; Streptophyta; Magnoliopsida; Rosales; Cannabaceae
Exons: 3
Coding region: 31-1629 (532 amino acids)
Source: RefSeq, a predicted model, not a curated record